Molecule: messenger RNA, 2014 nt
Organism: Maylandia zebra (zebra mbuna)
Lineage: Eukaryota; Metazoa; Chordata; Actinopteri; Cichliformes; Cichlidae
Source: RefSeq, a predicted model, not a curated record
ACAAAUCUAGUAUGUGCAAGUUUGUGUAUGUAUGUAGGCCUGCACUGCUAUAUGUGACAUAAUAUAAUAACGCAAGCAAGUGAUUUAUGUCUGUUAGAAAUUUAACUACUAUUUAUUGCGCUUACAACUAGACAGAUAUUCAAAAGAGUGUUAUGGCGCCCUCUGUAGCAGAAGAGUCAGUAUUGAAGGACAGGAAGUUAUAGUUUUUUUUCCUCUGUGGGGAAAAAACUAAGACAUUAAAAGUAAGCAAUACUCGAGUUACGUGGAAUUAGGUGAAAGUGGGUGGUAUUAUAAAAUGGAAAUAGAAGAUAUGUACAGUAGUUUUUGUUUUUGGGCUGUUGUUGUGCAUGCAGAAGGAUUUCCCGCAUUGUGACCUUUAAACAUGGUUUCUAUUAUAGUAAAAAAAAAAUCACAUAAGUGUAACAAAGAAAAACAAACAAGCAAAGUUAACAAUGUAAGUGACAGAUCCCCUUAUAUCCGAUCAUUCCUCUUUCCUCCAGCAGGGGGGCGAGCAGGGAAAAAUGUGGGAGGAAAAACUAAAUCCAGGGACCUGAGUCAGCAGCUGCAGCGGUGCCAGUCUGCCGAUCCCCACAACUUCCGCUCAUCCGUUUCAUCUUCACACACAUUCAUAGUUAACAAUGGAGCUGAAUUGAUUUACAGUGAAGAGCGUCUUUGUUAGAGGACGAAUACAAGCAGAACAGAGGAGGAAAGAGGACCGAGCGGACCAUACGGAGACUCUGAGCUGCUGUUUUCCUUGAGGCCUCAUGUCCGUCCGCAUUUCAGCCAUGAGCGUCCUUCCUCCUGUUCGACGGGACCGAGUCAUCGCUCAGCUCCCUCAGUGUUUCCGAAAAGAGGCAGCCAUCCACACUAAAAAUGAUUUCAACAAUAAAGUAAAGACUGCGUGUCAGGAGCAGCGGACCGGCACUGUGGGCAGAUUUAAAAUAUCCAAGGUCAUCGUGGUGGGGGAUCUGGCUGUGGGGAAAACCUGCCUGAUUAAUAGGUUUUGCAAGGAUACCUUUGACAAGAACUACAAAGCAACAAUCGGUGUUGACUUUGAGAUGGAGCGCUUCGAGGUGCUGGGUGUUCCUUUCAGCCUGCAGCUGUGGGACACCGCAGGCCAAGAGAGGUUCAAGUGCAUUGCUUCUACAUACUACAGAGGAGCCCAGGUUGUUAUAAUCGUGUUUGAUGUAAAUGAUAUUGCCUCUCUGGGCCAUGUAAGGCAGUGGCUCGAAGACGCUUUGAAAGAGAACGACCCCACCGCUGUUCAGCUGUUCCUCGUGGGCACCAAGAAGGACCUCAGCUCACCUGCUCAGUAUUCCCAGAUUGAACAAGAUGCCCUCAAACUAGCAAACGAGAUCCAAGCUGAGUAUUGGGCGGUUUCAUCGCUGACAGGGGAAAACGUGAGAGAGUUUUUCUUUCGGGUUGCAUCAUUAGCGUUUGAGACCAACGUUCUUGCUGAGCUGGAGAAAAGCGGAUCAAGGCAAAUCGGAGAUGUUGUCAGGAUUAACAGCAAUUCUAACAAUCUGUACGCUGCAUCGAAGAAGAAACAGUCCAACUGCUGUCAGUAAGGAUGGGAGCAGGAGGUUAAAAUCGAUGGUACGGACUGAAAGCGAGGAGUUUUCUGAGUGGAAAAUGACCACGGCUGCCGUCCAGCUCAGCGGGAAGGAUUUCUGUGGUCGGGGAGGGAGGAGGGAUUCAGAUGUUUCCCUUCCUGACAUGUUUUAAUUUCAGUUUUUCCUGGCCUAGAAAGCUUUUUCCUCCACGGGAUGUGUGUGCAGAUUCUUGUGGAGUGACACAGGAAUUACACACAAAAUGUUCCCGUCCUGCCAGAAAGAGUCUCGUUUCACUUAGGGCUUCAAUUCAAUCUUAAAUCUUGUUGCUGCUGUAGUUUAUUUUAACAGUCAUAUUCUGCUCGUGUUGAAUUUGUUUUUUUGGCUCUUCUUUUUUUUUCAUUGCAUUAAAGUGACCAGUUAUAUUUGUUAGAGGCUAAAAAGAAAAUUUGUUCUUGUUUUUA